AUGUCUGAAAACGCUUCUACAUUUAAACCUAUCAAUUCAAAUAAUAAUUCUGAUUCAUCUUCAUUACCAUUAAUAUCAUUUCGUUUAUCACCUUCAUUUCCUAAUUGGAGAAUUAAUUAUAAACCAAUGCCUCAAAAAUUUCAGUCAAAAGGUAUUUGGGCUGGACAUCAAACUCAAGAUGAAUUUAUGACAAUGCAUCUUCGAUAA
This is a messenger RNA of Didymodactylos carnosus, 207 nucleotides long. The record is from the annotation of a GenBank genome assembly. NCBI's taxonomy places the organism in Eukaryota, Metazoa, Rotifera, Eurotatoria, Philodinida, Philodinidae.